GAGAUGAUCCAACAGCAGAGCUGAACUCAGGGAAACAAAAACUGAGACAGAAACGGCGUGGCUUUCUUCACAAGGAACCUCACUGUUCUACUCCAUUUCCUUGCUUUGUUGAAAGCUGUGUGGUUUUUUCCAUGUCUGCAAAGCCACAUGUUAAUGCCCCUCUGGUGUUCAGGCUCCAUGAAAAUGCUCCAAAUGUGGUGCGUGAGGUGCUGCUGGAGCGCGGCUGGGAGGAGUUUGACCCUCAGGCGCAGGAGGAAGGAGACUGGAACCUGUUUUGGCGCAGCUCAGCUUUCCGCAGAUCAGACUAUGAGAACAUUUUGCCGUGGCAGAGGCUGAAUCACCACCCUAAAACAACAAUUAUCUCACGCAAGGACUGCCUGGUACGCAACCUGAGAAGAAUGCAAGGCACGUACGGCCCUGCACUUUAUAACUUCAGUCCUCUGGCGUUUAUCCUGCCAAACGAUUACACCAGGUUUCUGGAGGAGUACACAAAAAACCGAGGAAAGCGAGUGUACUGGAUCUGUAAACCGGUGGCCCUCUCUCGAGGGAGGGGCAUCUUUAUCUUUGAGGAUAUCAAAGACUUGACUUAUGACUCAACAGUGAUUGUACAGAAAUAUAUAAGCAACUCAUUUCUGAUCUCAGGCUACAAAUUUGACCUGCGCAUCUAUGUGUGUGUGAAGAGUUUCCGUCCUCUUACGAUCUACAUUUACGAGGAGGGCUUGGUGCGUUUUGCCACUGAGAAAUACGACCUGACAUCUCCAGACAACCUGUUCUCUCACCUUACAAACACAAGCAUCAACAAAUUCAGUUUAUUCUACACCAUGGAUAAAGAGCACAUUGGUCAGGGUUGCAAGUGGAGCAUGAGUAAAUUCCGCACCUUCCUUCACAGCCAAGACAUCAAUGAAGCUCAGCUCUGGCAAAAGAUCAACAACAUAGUGACACUGACUCUGCUUACGAUUGCUCCAUCCAUUCCUUCCAGCCCUAACUGUGUGGAGCUGUUUGGAUUUGACAUCCUCAUCGAUUCCAACUUCAAGCCUUGGCUUUUAGAAGUCAAUUACAGCCCGGCACUUUCUUUGGACUGUCCUGUAGAUAUAAAGGUCAAAAAAGGUCUGAUAAAUGACCUUAUUGACUUGAUGAACUACAGAAAGAUUGACAGGUUGAGGCAAACAGGAUGUCCUGGAAAAUGCUGCUUGCCCACCAUGGGUUUAAUGCCAAAAAUUACACGAAUAGUUCUCAAACCGAAACCUGCGUAUAAAUAUAAACAUCAGUCCAACUGCUGUGUAAAUCCUGGGAAGCCAUUCUGUUCAAAUUCAUAUCUAAAUCCAAAGACCGCAAACAAAAAAACGUUUGAAGUGCCACAUCAUUCGUCUGAAUUUGAAACCACCGAGUCAGACGACUGGGAACUCGUCUCACCUCCAAGCUUAUCGUCUAAUGCAUGCACAUUACCAACAAUCCACAUCCAUAAAUCCUUACAAAAGCCCCCAGUGCUCUCAUGGGACAAGAGGACACAUGACAGAACUGUACCAGUUCAUCGUGUUGGGGAUUUCAUACUGACGUUUCCUUUCAACGAGGUCACACAGAAAGCCUCACAGGGCACACUCGAUGUCAGGACUAUACUGCAUGAGGUGCAUAAGCUAAUGACUCCGCUAACAUCCUCGCGUGUCUACAGAGAGACAAGGACAAACAACAAUGGAGGUGCUGUAAUCAAAAAUAGAUUCACCUCUUUGUUAUGGGGGACUAGAAUCCCCUCAUAAUAAUUGGGGGAAGCCAUGGCCUAAUGGUUAGAGAAACAGCUUUGGGACUAAAAGGUUGCUAGUUCAAUUCCCUGGACCAGCAUGACUGGCUGAAGUGCCCUCGAGCAAGGUGCCUAACCCCCCAACUGCUCUGGCAAGUGUGGUGGCAUACCUUGUGUCUGAUUUAACCAAAGGAAAAACUGAUGAUGCAAUUACCAGUUUGGGCAGGUAAUCUGGGCAUUAAAAAAAAAAGUACACGCUCUCCCGUUUGACUACUGCUCAUCAAACUGACUGAGAAGAAACUCAAGCUUACACCUCUUGAUAUCUCUUUACUGAAACCAGAGUAGCUACUGUAAGACUGAGAGACAAGUCCUUGGCUGAAUACUGAAUCAGUCAGAGAUAUGAGUCACACUCUCAUGAAUAAUAAGCCAUGUGGUGCAACAUGAGUCUCAUCAUGACUAGGAUGUAAAUUUUAUUUACACAGAAAUGAAACAGAUGAUGGAGCACUGUGUUGAAGAUUCAUCAAAGUCCUUCCCAAGCCACAAGACACAUCAGACAGCACCAAUCUCCAUUUCGUAGCCCUCAGCCUCUUGCCCAUUACGUAGCUAGGGUCUUCUGGUAACCGCCCUCUGGUAACUGCAAGAAUUACCAACCUCACCAGAUGGCAGUAGGUACCAUUUUUAUGAUGGUCUUUGGUAUGACCCAACUGCGAGUACAACUCAGGAUUUCCUGGUCGAAAAGCGGACACUAACCUAACCACUAGGCCAACUCAUGGUGUUCAUGGUUCAUGAUCCACCAAAAACAACAUAUGAGCACUUGUAUUUCUCUAACAAUUUAAUGUGUAAUAUGUAUGAGAUGAGAUGCAUUUUUAUUUUGUGACCAAAGGUUGGAUAAAUACAGUAUUACCUGAUACCAUUCCAGUCUGAUAUUAUUGUUUUGUGACCUUAUGAAAGCAUCCUCAGGGGAAAAAAAACCCCCAAAAAACCCAAACUUCAUGGAGACUAAAAAAAGAAAGUUCAGAAUAAUGGUCCAAUUCUACCAUUAAAUGUUAAAUAAAUAAAAAAAAAUAACUAUUUUAAA
Messenger RNA from Neoarius graeffei (lesser salmon catfish), 2813 nucleotides. RefSeq names its product tubulin tyrosine ligase-like family, member 2 (gene ttll2). Gene Ontology annotation, cellular component: cilium. The record is from RefSeq and is a predicted model, not a curated record. Gene Ontology annotation, molecular function: tubulin-glutamic acid ligase activity; tubulin binding. NCBI's taxonomy places the organism in Eukaryota, Metazoa, Chordata, Actinopteri, Siluriformes, Ariidae. Gene Ontology annotation, biological process: protein polyglutamylation; microtubule cytoskeleton organization. The transcript has 2 exons. Bases 132 to 1754 code for a protein of 540 amino acids.